AUGGUGGUCCGACUCUGCUGGCUGCUGCUGGUUGUCAGAUGCCAUGAAUGGAUUACAGGUUCUACGAGCAGCAUCAGUCCAUUUAUAAAACAUCAUGAGGUCUUAUCAUAUGACAGGCAGGAGCUUCACAGAAAACAUAUGAGAGCCAGGAGGUCUGCACAACCUCAGGACUACACACUUGAUUUGGAUUUUACUGCUUUCCAUAGAUCUUUUCGUUUGCUUCUGAGACCAGAUUCAGAGGCAUUUACUAAAGAAUUCACCCUGGUCGGGGAAAAUGGUCCCAUGUCUGUGGACCUGUCACACUUAUAUUCUGGAACACUUCAUGGAGAACACGGUUCCUCCUGCCACGGCUCCGUGCUACAGGGACAGUUUGAGGGAACCAUCCACACAGAAAAUGGCACUUAUCACAUAGAGCCAGUUCAGAGAUACACCAGCAGCCCAACAAAUCACCACUCUGUUAUCUACCAUGAGGACGACGUGGUUUCUCAGGUUGCGUCCUACCUGCGGGCUGUGAACGAUAUCUACAACAAGGUUGACUUUAAUGGAAUCAAGCUGAUCAACUUCAAAGUGAAAUCCCUUCGUGUGAUGACCAAAGAGGAUAAAACGGACCCUCUGUCUCCUCUGUUCAUUGGGCCGGAGAAGUUGUUGAGUCUGUUCUCUGAGAACAACUGGGGCAACUUCUGCCUGUCUUAUGUGCUCACCAACAGGGACUACAGUGGAGUGCUGGGCCUCGCCUGGGAAGGCAAAGCAGGUAACUGGGGAGGAAUAUGUUCACAGUAUACCACCCUCCGUAAUGGCCGCAUGUCCACCCUGAACACAGGCCUGAUAACGAUUCAGAACUACGGACAGUUCCUGCCUCCACGACAAGUCCAACUGACCAUGGCACAUGAGCUGGGCCACAGCCUUGGUUCCCCGCAUGACGAGGGCUCAAACUGCGGGGACCUUGGUUCUUCCAGUGGUAAAGGCCAGUACCUGAUGUUUCCUCAUGCAACAAAUGAGGUGCGUGAAAACAAUGACAAAUUCUCACCCUGCAGCAUUAAACAUAUAAGCAAAAUCCUAAAUCUGAAGAAGGACAACUGCUUUUUAGUCAGUGAUCAGCCCAUCUGUGGAAACCAGAUUGUGGAGGAGGGUGAGGAGUGUGAUGUCGGUCACAAUGACACAGACGUUUGUUGUUUUAGUGCUAAAGAACCUGUAGGAGUCCAGUGUCGCCUCAAGCCUGGUAAAGUCUGCAGUCCGAGUCAGGGCCUGUGCUGUGGUCACAACUGUGUGUUUAAGCCAGCCGGUCAGAUGUGCCAUGAAGUGACGGACUGUCUGGAAGAAAGUGUGUGUUCGGGUCUCUCCGCACUCUGCCCCACGCCACACGCCAAGGAAAACCUAACCGUCUGCAGCCAGGGCACCCGCGUCUGUCUAAAUGGGGUCUGUGCUCAGUCUGUGUGUGUGAAGCACCGCCUGAAGCAGUGUGACUGUCCAGGAGACGACAUGAAGGAGAAAUGCCACAUGUGCUGCCAGCAGCCUGAUAAGCCUGAAACGUGUGCCAGCACCACCUCCUCUGUGCUUUCUCGUCAUUUUCAGAGAAAAUUGUUGCCUCUGGUAGGAGGUGCUCCAUGCUCAGGGAACCGAGGAUACUGUGACAAAUUCCACGUAUGCCGUCUUCUAGAUGCAGACGGCCCGAUCGCCAGACUGAAGAACUCUUUCCUUCAUUUGGAUGAUUUUGACGACAUGGCAGAGUGGAUGAAGGCUCAUUGGUGGGUCAUCCUGCUGGUUAUACUGACGCUGUCCGGAGUGAUGGGCUGCACAGUCGUUCUGUGUGGCCAAACCCUGAACACCCGCAACUUGGACUCGCCCUUAACGCCUACUCUCUCCAACACCACAUGA
This is a messenger RNA of Nematolebias whitei (Rio pearlfish), 1875 nucleotides long. Its product is annotated as disintegrin and metalloproteinase domain-containing protein 10. Gene Ontology annotation, cellular component: plasma membrane. NCBI's taxonomy places the organism in Eukaryota, Metazoa, Chordata, Actinopteri, Cyprinodontiformes, Rivulidae. The transcript is spliced from 13 exons. Gene Ontology annotation, molecular function: metalloendopeptidase activity. Bases 1 to 1875 code for a protein of 624 amino acids. The record is from RefSeq and is a predicted model, not a curated record. Gene Ontology annotation, biological process: membrane protein ectodomain proteolysis; Notch signaling pathway.